CUGAGAAAAAGGAGAAAUGAGGGAGUACUAAAUAAGUUCUCCCCUCCCGGUUCGGAUCAGCAACCAUGUCCAAUGUCUCCAAAUGACAGCAAAAGUUGUCGCGAACAUAUAAUAAAUUCGCAACACCGCACAUUCCAAAUCGUCCCACCUGCCUGCAUUCCUUGCAAAUUGCAAUCGGCUAUUCACUGUUCACGAGAGCCCUAAAGAAGAUUUCAAGCUCUUCCUUAGAUCAUUUCUACCUUUGAUUUUCCCGCUAUGAUUUUCUCCCUUUUGGAAGUUUAGCUGCUCAAGAUUUACCCAUGGCGGAGAUGAACAACAGCGCCCCGCUGGCGCCGCAGACCAGCUCGCGAUCUGUGACGGAGACGAUCAACGGAUCUCACCGGUUCGUGAUCCAGGGGUACUCGUUGGCCAAGGGCAUGGGGAUCGGGAAACAUAUUGCCAGUGACAAUUUCACCGUCGGCGGUCACCAAUGGGCUAUCUACUUUUACCCGGACGGUAAAAACCCAGAAGACAAUUCGACGUACGUUUCCGUUUUCAUUGCUUUGGCGAGUGAGGGGACUGAUGUUAGGGCCUUGUUCGAGCUGACUCUGAUUGAUCAGAGCGGAAAGGGCAGGCACAAGGUCCACAGCCACUUCGAUCGAUCCCUUGAGACUGGUCCCUACACUUUGAAAUACCGUGGCAGCAUGUGGGGAUACAAACGUUUUUUCAGGCGUGUAAUGCUGGAAACGUCUGAUUAUCUAAAGGAUGACUGUUUGAAAAUUAAUUGUACUGUUGGAGUCGUGCGCUCUACAAUAGACUUGGCAACCCUGCCUUCCAUUCACGUUCCUGAUUCAGAUAUUGGAGCACAUUUUGGCAUGCUUCUAGAAAACAUGGAAGAGUCUGAUAUUACUUUCAAUGUUUCUGGUGAAAAGUUUCGUGCCCAUAAGCUGGUAAUGGCUGCUCGUUCUCCCAUUUUUCGUUCAGAGUUCUUUGAUGGACAGGAGAGUGAUGAGAUGGACAUUGCUGUUAGUAAUAUGGAACCCAAGGUCUUCAAGGCUAUGCUGCACUUUGUGUACACAGAUGCUCUUUUGGUAGAUGAUCUAGAAUCAUCUAGCUCUUCUAGUAUAACCUCAGUGGCUGAUGCAUUAGCAGCAAAGUUGCUUGAAGCAGCCGAUCGAUAUGAUCUGGGAAGACUCAAGCAGAUGUGUGAAGCUUAUCUAUGCAAAGAUAUAACAGUGGACUCAGUUGCAAAGAUGCUAGCUCUUGCAGACUGUUAUCAUGCCAUGGAACUCAAAGCCGUCUGCCUUAGAUUUGCUGCUGAAAACCUUGCUGCUGUGAUGCAAACAGAUGGCUUUGAGUACCUGAAAGAGAACUGCCCGUCUCUUCAGUCGGAACUUCUGAAGACAGUGGCUGGUUGUGAUGAUGAUGAUUGUAGCAGCGGAGGGGGGAAGUCUAGGAGCGUUUGGGCACAUCUUUCAGACAGUGGUGGAACUGAUGGAAGGAGGGUACGCCAAAGGACCUGAUUGGCGGCGCUUUCUCUAGGGCUGUUUUUGCCAAACUGAUGUUUGUUGUUGUUGUAAUAGAAUGAAACUUGUAAGAUAACAGCGUGUUAGGGAUCAAAAAGUAUUUCACAAUCCUCAUGACACCAUUUGCACAGAAAAUGUGUUAGUAGUAUUCAUAGUUAGUGCCCACCCCUUAAUUUUGCUAAUGGGAGGAUGAUAUAUUGCACAACAUCAUGUUCUGAUCGACAAGAAAGAUUAAUUUCCUGCUAGAAAGAUUACUUUCCGCUGGAUUCCACAGCUACACGAGACCAAAGACGGUUUUCCGAAUGAUAAAAGUUGUGCCAAAUUCUUUGCUGCGUCCUAAACCCUCCUAACAUAAGGGGUGAUCAUGGUACGAGCUCCAUGUUCUUAUGAUCUGUGGAUCGACAAUGGCGCCUGCGAGAAAAGAUCAAGCAACCACCAUGGAUGAGCAAAUCAAAAGCUUACAAGAAACAAUUCAGAUGCAAUUCCAGAUGCAACAACGACAGAUGAUGGAAUUGAGACAGGAGAUUAUGCAAAUGAUGACUCAACUCACUCAAUGAAACCGUAAGGAGCGUGAAGAAGUCUCAGGAAGUGUCUCUCGAACGCCAUACUCAGUGCAUUCGACGGCCAUGGAUCACAAUAAGCAUCAUUUGGGAGCUUCCCAAUGAUGAUCGGAGACGAAGCAACCCAGAUUGGAUCUUUCGAUCGUGUAUAUGAAUGAAGAAUGUCUGGAUUA
Cuscuta campestris is the source of this 2238-nucleotide messenger RNA. The record is from the annotation of a GenBank genome assembly. NCBI's taxonomy places the organism in Eukaryota, Viridiplantae, Streptophyta, Magnoliopsida, Solanales, Convolvulaceae.